Molecule: messenger RNA, 3835 nt
Organism: Nilaparvata lugens (brown planthopper)
Lineage: Eukaryota; Metazoa; Arthropoda; Insecta; Hemiptera; Delphacidae
Exons: 6
Coding region: 216-1130 (304 amino acids)
Source: RefSeq, a predicted model, not a curated record
UGAGAUAUUAUGGGACUUUCUCAAGAGGUCAAGUCACGGCGAAGGGUAACUCCCACUUUUCCUUUCUCUCUGCCUAUUGUUACGUACAAGAUAAUAAGAGCUCAAUAGGUGAGCUAGACUGGUGUGACGUCACAGUGGAUCAUAAUUAUCUCAAUCUGUGCUCAUCGACAACAUGUGAUGUCAGCUACUUCCAUUCAAUCAGGUCGCAGCAGAAGAUGGCAAAUUUCGGGUUUUCGGGCGUGGGAGGCGUGACGUUAUUAUCGUUGCUUGUAGUAGUUAGCGCGACACCCGCCGCCGGCCCAAGCAGAAGACUCUUGCAAGAGAAGCUAGCUUCAGAUCCGCUUCUAGAAAUCAAUGAUGAGGUGUUUGGAGGUGUGCAAGAGGAGCGCGGAGAGAGAGAGAAGCGCCUGCUGGGCCAGAAGACGGGUGUGAUAGGGAUAGGCGCCAAAAUAGGCAAGAACGUGGCGUCGAAAGCGUUUUCGAGCGUGAAGACGGGCGUCGUCAAGAAGCUCUUGAGCGUGAGCGCUGGCUCGUCUAGUUCGGCCAGCGGCACGGGACUCAAGGUCGCCAAAACGGUCGGCACCAAAACGGCAAAGGCAGCCGCAGUCAUCGGCGUCAAGACGCUUCUGCUCAACCUUAUCUUCGGGAAAAUCAAUCAAUUGAUUGAGUGGAAGACAAGGCUGCUUGAUAACCUUGACAAGCAGAAUAGAGCAAAGAACCAACAGUUCCUAUCUGGUGGUGUAAAAACCACUACACCAUCAGAUGCUUCGGCUGAAGCUCAAAAUGACAAUGCUGACCCAGACUUCGAUCCAGAGAAAGUGAGUUUGAAUGUACCUGACGAGCUAUUCGCCCCAGCAUUCAAUUCCAUCAACAGUAUUUCAAGUAUCAUUGGAAAUGUUAUACAGAACACAGCUGAACGUCUGGCAAGGUUUAUAGAGCAGCUGAAGCCACUGCUGCGCACGUCACUGGGAUUCCGGCCAGCCAGGAGGGAGCCGGACGAGAUGGUGGACGAGAUCCAAGACACGCAGGCGACGCAGUCGGCGACGCAGAACGACGAAGCGGACGACACCGGCGACUCGCAGAAGAGCACCCUCAAAUCCAGCUACACAGCGCUAGUCCAUAAACGAUAAUCCCAGCGGGUCUCAUCUUAGUCAUUGUGUUUCCAAUUCUCCCGCUUGUGAUAACUUUGGAAAGUUAUUGCUCCGCUAAAUGAUUGAAAAGUAUGAACACUUUCCAAGUGAGAAAAGCAGGCAAGAAAUUAUUAUUUCAAUAGACAUCGAACAUUUGCUCAAUAUACGGAGGGCGUCGUGUCUUACAUCAGUAAUUUUAGGAAUAGGAUACAACUUGUUAUUACUUAGUUCUUAUUGUUAUGAGACUCUGGAUCAUAACUAUACUGGGCUUAUACCAAAAAUAGAGUAAAGCAGUUACUAUAUUUAAGAGGCAUUUGUGUUGCAACUGGCUGAAUGAGACAAGUAAAAGAAAAACAAUACAUUUUAUAGAGUCUUUAAAAAGUCAUCAUUCCAUUAUUAUAUUUGAUAAAAGGUUUUCUCAACAUUAUAAUUGGAUGAGAGAUUUCUCUCCAACUGUUUAAAACAAUAUUGUUUCUCACUACCUAACUAUACCGAGCAGAUUUAAACAAUUAUGGGAUUAAUAAAAAAGAGUCAAGAAAACUUAUUUCUUUCAAUCAUAUUAAUACCGGUAAUGAAAACUUUCUCUUGUAAUUUUUAACGUGCUUCAAAAAUGUUAUAAUAUUCGACUGAUGUAAAUUAUUUGAAUAUUUUACAAUCAAAUAAAUUUGAUUGUGGUUUUAAAAGAGAAGAUGAAUAAAUCAUAUUAUUUUUGUAAAUUAUUUAAAACUAAUCUAUUGGAAAAAUAAUAUUAGAGAAAAUGACAAUCUUCUACUUUUUUGUUUGAUACAAAACUGAACUUGAAAACUUGAACUGGAAUACAAAACUGGAAAGUGAAAACCUCAAAAUUAGCUAUGGUACCUACUUAUGGGCAAUUAAAUUUAAGUAGACAUUAAACUAUACAAUAUUCACUUUUGAAUGAUUGUCAUCUUAUUUGCUCUCUAAUGAACUCAUCUUCAAUUUAAUGAUGAUGAUGAUAAUAUAAUAAUUUAAACUCUUCAGUCUGUGAAAGAUGUGAGAUUUUUUCUUUAUAGUUUGGUUUCUAUGUUGAGCUUCAAGCAUAAACAACUAUCAACUGAAAUUCCUAUUUAAAAAUCUGGUUUUCAUGAGAUAUUCACUUCACAAGCUGAGAAAAAUAAUAUUGAAACUAUCAAUUUUUUAUCUUCCACUAUCACUUUUUCAUUUAUAAAUAAUUAUCAUCAAUAUACAGUAUCAUUCUGAUAAGUAGCAUUGAACUAAUUAAUAGAUAAAUAAAAAUAUACAAUUCAUAUAAAUAUAUAUGUCAAGUGUUAAUAUUUUCGCAUAGUUUGCUAUGCGUUUGUUACUAUAAUACCGUAUCAAAUUCAAAGAUGAGAAUGUGAAUUGUGAUUCGAAAUACUCUUCUAUUAUAUCUUCAUGUUUACUCUCCAGAGAAACUUCGUAUUUUUUAUUGAAUAAUCAAUGUGAUGAGAACAUUUAGUGUUAUCUCACUCGAAGAAACGUUCACGUUAUUUAAUGUUUCAUACAAUGUUUAGGUAUUGAAGAAUUAUUAUUCCUCAUUGUUAUGUGUGUACCGGUACUACAUAAUUUGCAUGUCAUUCUCUAAAAUGUUUUUCAUUUGGUACCUUACCCUCAAUGUUUUUCCAACAUUGAAUAAGAACGGAUCAAUAUUCAUUCUGUCAAACCACCAAUUUCGCACAAAUAACACAUAUGAGUGAUGUUGAAAAUAUCGAUUCGUUAUCACUCAAUAUGGAUACCUGCCACACAACACAUAAUGUUCAUGCAAUUUGUUAUCCAAAAUAAUGUUCAUGAAUUUAUGAAGACAUUUAACAUUUUUUUAUGUCAAAUAAUGAUGUCAUUCAUCACCUUAUUUUUGUUUAAUAACAUGAUCACAUUGCCAGUCAAUAUUUUUUUUUAUUUAUGUAUCUAUACUUACUAUUAGUAUAGAUAUUCAAGUAGAUGAAUAGUUUCUACUCGGUGUUACAAGUUAGUGCUCAGGGAGUCGACAUCAACUAACGUUUAAUUUAAUAUGUACCGUAACGUUGUCGAACAGAAAAGUGUAAAUGGAUCAUAUUAUUUAUAGUGCAUGAGGUAUUGUGCAAAAUUACUGAUAAACUCCAUGAAUUAAGUUACAUAAAUCAUAUCAAUAAUUUGAAAUGUUCAAAACUUCAUUGUUACCUAAAAAACUGUUAGCUGUGUCUAAUUAUCAUUCAUGCCAGUUUUUAAUCUUCAACAAUUAACAUUUUUAUAAUGUUUUGAAUAGGCCUAUAUCCCACAAAAGAUAUAUUAUUUAUUAUUUGAGAUUCCAUUAAUACAACUAAAAAUGUAAUCUAGACUUAUUCCUAUCAUUAUCAUGCUAUGGUAAUUAUAGAGAUAUGAGGGAUGAGAAUAAUACAUUAUUUAUACGAUUUUGCUAUUGUAAUGAAUUACCUAGCAGUCAACAAAUUCUAUGAUGAAUUGUAGAACCAUGCGGUACAAUGUACAUAAUAUUAUUUGAUAUUUCUGGAUAAAUGUUCAAGUAUAGAAAAAAAUUAUUAAGAAUAUAACGUUUCGAAUAUACAUUUUUCUUCAUGAUUUUCUUCUUAAUUGAGGAAUGUGCCAGACUUGGCGCAUUUUUUUACUUUUAAGUUUUUCUCUAUAAAAUAUGAUGUAUUGAGUUUACUAGGUAUCUGAUUGCCAUUAUAGGAUUGUAAGCGUAUGUAUAUGAGAAUAAAACUGUUACCUUUUUA